This is a messenger RNA of Anopheles marshallii, 1020 nucleotides long. RefSeq lists its product as uncharacterized. The record is from RefSeq and is a predicted model, not a curated record. Bases 1 to 1020 code for a protein of 339 amino acids. The transcript is spliced from 6 exons. Lineage: Eukaryota; Metazoa; Arthropoda; Insecta; Diptera; Culicidae.
AUGGGCAACUGCCUCAAGGGAUGCCUUUCCGACAACACCGAUGGAGGGAUGAGCCGUACGCGAACGAGUGCAAGCGAUAGUCAGUACGAGAUCCUGAUCGAGGGAAUGCAAGGCACGGACGGUCAUCAGGAUGGCGGUGAAUUGCACGAAGCAAUAAAAAUCAAAUCAAAUAGAAAAUCAAACUUUUUCAACAAGUUCUGGGCGAAAACGAAUGUGGACUACGCAAGACUGAACAAAGCAAAACACAAUAAUUUUUCGAAACGCGCUACCAACGCAGGCAGCAACGCAAGUAAACAUAAUCAGCAUCCAAAGUCGGGAUUGGACAUUCAACUGCAGUGCCUCGAUGCACAUUCUUUGCUGCUCGUAUCGAAGGAUGGCCAUCGGAAAACGAACGCCAACGGUUACAACGAUCUGCAAACGGACCAAACUUCCACGCCCGGUAGUUCGAUCGAUUUGGAGUGGGAAAAUGAUUACGGUUAUCAGCAUAGUCAGUGGUUGUCACAAGAAGACGAUCAAACGGGACCUUCGCAAUUGCACAGCUUUCCCGCCUUGGUUCAGGAAUCUGUGUUUAAAAUUGAAGAGUGGUCCACACUCAAACGAAGCAAGGAUCGCAUCAACGCGCUGCGCAAACUGGAUCACCAGCAACCAGUAAACCAGGCACAGAGCAGCCGAUUGCAUCUGUCGUCCAAAAACUCCACCGGAGGUGAUGACGUUACCGGGUCACUCGAUUGCAUUCAUCCAGUGCCGAGUGCUCGCCCAUUUCCAUCCUUCGAACAGCACGCGGCCAGUCUCACGCGCGUGGACAGAAUGACCCACGGUGAAUCGUCCGACCUUUCGCACAUAUCAUCCACACCGGAGGGUUCACUCGAAUGGGACAUCGACCAGGAUCGACAGCUAAAGUCGGAGAACGAAUCGUUGGAUUACGACACCAAGGAGUUGCUGCUGGAGAUUGAACAGUUGAAAAAUCGCGUACUUAACGAAACUGGAGCAACGCUGAAGGAUGAUGUACCGAGCAGCUGA